GACGUUAGACUAAGGUAGUCGCACGCAAAAGUGCAGUCUAUACAAAUCAAGCUUUCACUGACCGGCUUUCGCGAAUUAUUCGACCGCGAGAUCAAUGAACGGGUUUUUUUUGCGCAAUCGGUCGUGACAGAAAAAUUUUCUGCUAUUGCAGUUCAAUCGUGCGCAACGACAACACAAGUAACUACCUAGUAGACGGGCUUUUGUUCUCGAACGAUUUAGAGCACUAAAAACAGUGACACGAGACGAUUAAACAAUCGUCAUCAUCUCUUGAUCAGUGCAGCAACGUUUCACGCAGCUGAAUUAGUUGGAUUUAGUUUCUUGGUUCGCAAAGAAUGAAGUUUGGACGUCUACUCAUUUUCGUGGCUUUAAAGCUUGCGGCCGUUCUUAGUGUUAAACAAGAUGAUCUGAUUAUCGCUGUCGGCGAUAAACUAGAGUUUCUCAAAGAUGGAAGCACAUACCAAACACUGGCGCUGGAUUCCUACAAUGCGUCAAAAUUUUCGGCCCUCGCUUACGAUGCCACGACACAAAAACUCUUUUUCUCCGACAUCCGACAUCGUCAUGGUCACAUAUUCAGUGUCAGCCUCGAUAGUGAAUCUCGCCGUAAUGUUGAAGACAUCGUAGAAAAAAAGAGUAACGAAACUGUUGAGAGCCUGACGUAUGAUCCAGUGGAUAAUGUUUUGCUGUGGACUGAUGGAUUAAAUAAAUCCAUUCGUCGUAUCCGGAUUGACCAUGACCGAGUUCACUCAGAUGAAAAGGCCGGUGUUGAGGUAGUCCACUUUUUGGAAUACGAUGCUAAACCACGUGGGUUGGUUUCUGAUCCCUGCACGAGAAUGAUGUACUGGACAAACAUUCACAAUUCUCAUCCAUCUAUUGAACGUUCGUUUCUCAACGGAAGUCACCGUGAAAUUGUUGUCAAAACCGAAUUGUUACUGCCAAAUUCUCUAGAUCUAGACGUGAUGGAACAGAGACUGUACUGGGCUGAGAGUUUGCCUAAUGGAUAUUUCCAUAUUGAAAGAAGUUUCGUGAACGGAACGGGAAGACACGAAAUCUAUCGGGGUACCGGGCAAUUUGUCGUCAACCUCGCGGUGGGGGUUGACUAUGUUUACUGGAGCGAUUACGAUCAUAAGAAACUCUGGUUUCUCAGAAAAGACGGAUCAUCAAAGCGACCCUUAAGUCUGGGAACAUUUCGUAAUCCUGUCAUGAGUGUAGUGCUAUUUCGUCGUCAACCAAUAGAUUGCUGUCUGGUUUCCUCAUCAGAAACUUGUCAGCCAACAAAAGAAGUUAUCGUUAAGAGCCAGCCUGAGGUAAUUCUAGAAUCGACGUCAUCCAGACCCGACGAUGUUGAUAUUUGUACAGGUUUUUGCUAUCACAACGGUGAUUGUACUAUUCUCUUGAAUUCCGUUUUGCGCUGCAGUUGCCCAGUUGGAUUCAGUGGCGAUCAGUGUGAAUUACUCGAUGGUCAAUCAGAUGCGUGGUCAUAUGAUGACCCAGAAGUAGAAGAAAUGGACAGAGAAAAUGAGACAAUGACUCUUGAUCAGAUGUCAUCGUCAUUUGAAACGAUAGCUAAAACAUGCAUACCCAUCACUUGCUUCGUUUUAAUAGCAAUUGUUGCCAUCGUCAAACUCCGAUUAUUCGCUACCAUUUUCGAGUUUCUGCGAAGAGAUAAGGACGACAAUGCUGCGGUCGUACAAAAUAUGGAAAAUUGCUACAAAAUGUGUGAAAGGCCGUUUCCGCAACUUCAAGCCGUAAACGCUCCGAUGCCGGACAAUAAUUGGAAACAAAGUGGUGACCGUGCUACCUUAAUUGAGAACGAAUUUUGAAAUGAGAGAAGAGCUCUCAAUGCAAAUUGUACAUAUUUAUUGGGUCGGUGAAUUAUUUAAACUGUUUAUGCCGUACAUUACGGUAUAAUUUGUGUACUAGUGCUGUAAAUGACGCACUCAAUAAUGACGUCUAUUCGCGUCUAUUGAUUAUGUAAUUCCCCUUUUGAAAAAUGUAAAUCAAAUAAUUUUUUUAAUUUUAUGACUUCUUUGCAGACACGUUUCAUUUUCUUUUGAUUCAAUUGUUGAAGACAAGCAAUCAUCAUACAAUGCCAAUUUACCAUACAAAGCGUUUGGCUUGCAACACUUUUGAAACAUACGAUAGGCCUAGUAAUCGAUUAUUUACUCGGCAUUCCUUGCUCACAAGGUUUUAAUUUUAAGUCGACAAAGAUCCUGUUGUGUGCACUGUUUACUAUUAGAACUACACAGUUAUUUUUAUCUUUUGUUCAAUAAAUGCGGAUCAGACGUUA
Daphnia pulicaria is the source of this 2287-nucleotide messenger RNA. Its product is annotated as protein cueball-like. The transcript has 7 exons. NCBI's taxonomy places the organism in Eukaryota, Metazoa, Arthropoda, Branchiopoda, Diplostraca, Daphniidae. The record is from RefSeq and is a predicted model, not a curated record. Bases 333 to 1820 code for a protein of 495 amino acids.